AUGGUCGGUCGAAAGCUGGUGCCCAGCACAACGUCAUCCGCCACCUUCUUCCGAGCACUCGCCAUCGCCUCCGUCGCGCGAUCAUGCCCUCACACGUUGCGAAACUUCACUUCAUCAUGCAGUCGGUCGCAGUCAUCGAAGCGCGAACUGUACACUGCGCCGUCGUACCAGCCGCACAGUAUGCCGACAGACUUGCCCAUGAUCCCUCGAAACAUAGAUGCUCCCGAAACUACUUUGACCGGCCCACGCUCACGGCGGAGUAACCUCGAUUCCAAGGUCGAAUCCGAGUCUUCGAGUCCACAAACAACCGGUCCCUCAAAACAUACGUCGAGCGAGACAGUCACUGAAACGGAAGCACAACAAUCCAAGCCUGUCGCAGAACAGAAAACCGAAAAACCGAAGCGUCGCAGCAAGUUGAAGGCUCGAAAGGCUGCAAUGAAGAUAUCUGCACCCGCCGUCGAGCACCUACGCGAACUCAUCGACCAGCCCAACCCGCAGAUGAUCAGAGUAGGAGUUAAGAACCGCGGCUGCUCUGGACUCGCAUAUCAUCUGGAGUAUGUGGACAAGCCAGCAGCUUUCGAUGAAGUGGUGGAGCAGGAUGGCGUCAAGGUCUUGAUAGACAGUAAGGCGCUGUUCAGCAUCAUCGGCAGCGAGAUGGACUGGGAAGAAGACCAGCUGAGUGCGAGGUUUGUCUUCCGAAACCCGAAUAUCACGGAGCAGUGCGGGUGUGGAGAAUCAUUCAGCGUUUCAUGA
Messenger RNA from Cyphellophora europaea CBS 101466, 753 nucleotides. RefSeq lists its product as uncharacterized. The record is from RefSeq and is a predicted model, not a curated record. The transcript has a single exon. Gene Ontology annotation, molecular function: 2 iron, 2 sulfur cluster binding. Gene Ontology annotation, cellular component: mitochondrion; cytoplasm. Lineage: Eukaryota; Fungi; Ascomycota; Eurotiomycetes; Chaetothyriales; Cyphellophoraceae. Gene Ontology annotation, biological process: iron-sulfur cluster assembly. Bases 1 to 753 code for a protein of 250 amino acids.